ACUGAUCUGGGCUGACAUCCAAGAAUUUCUCUUUGUUGCUACGAGUCGCCUCUUAUGUCGUGUUUUGUGGCGUAGUUAGUGUCUGGGUGUGGUGGGAGCCAGAGCGACCUGCUCACCUCAGAAAAUAAUAUGAAAUCAAGUAACUGGAUUGGUGGGAGAUGCACUAUAUAAAUGCAACUCUAAAAAUCUGAGGAAGUGGACUGACAAUUUGGUGCUGUAUAUAUGGUGCCUUAUCAACUUUUGUGCAUUUGUGUUGAUGUGUUGAUAGAAAAGUGGCAGUGGCAGCAGCAGCACUUCAAGCCAUGGGGUCACUGUGGCAGGAUAAAGGAACCGUCACCUUUGAGGAAAAAUGGCCGGCAAUGCGACCGACCGUGUUGAAGCUUUUAAGACAGGAGUGUGUGAGCCGUGCCGAGUGGCAGGAUCUCUUUUGGGCUGUUCACAAAGUUUGCCUUUGGGAUGAGAAGGGUCCUCCAAAGGUUCAGAAGGCUUUACAAGAUGAUAUACUAGACUUCAUCACUCAUGCUCAGGCACGUGUGCUGGACCAGCACGAGGACCAGGCACUUUUGAAGGCAUAUAUCAGUGAAUGGCGGAAAUUCUUCCAACAAUGCAACUACCUUCCGCUGCCUUUCAACCAGCUGGAGUCCGCUCUGGCAGGCAAGACAACUACCUCAGUCUCCAAGAAGGUUCAGAAUGAUGACUCAAUAGUUAGAAAGUUAAUGCUGGAUAGUUGGAAUGCAAGCAUUUUCAGCAACAUUAAGCAGCGUUUGCAGGACUCGGCUAUGAAAUUAGUUCAUGCUGAAAGAAAUGGAGAAGCAUUUGACUCGCAGUUAGUCAUUGGUGUCAGAGAAUCCUAUGUUAAUCUUUGUUCAAAUUCUGGUGAUAAAUUACAAAUUUAUAGAGAAAAUUUUGAAAAGGCGUAUAUAGAAGCAACUAAAGCAUUUUACCGGGUCAAAGCACCGCAGUACCUAGAGGCCAAUGGUGUACAAAACUACAUGAAAUAUGCAGAACUCAAGUUGAGAGAAGAAGAACAACGUGGAGAGAAGUACUUAGAAUCAUUUAGUGGAUCAUUACAGAAUUUAAACGAAUGUUGUGUUGAAGUGUUAGUUACGACCUUCCGUGAUACCAUCUUGGCCGAGUGUUCGCAGAUGAUCAAGAACAAUGAGACAGACAAAUUGCAACUUAUGUUCAAAUUGAUGGACCGUGUGCCGGAUGGAAUACAGCCCAUGCUGGAUGCACUAGAAGAGCAUAUUGUCUCGGCUGGCCUAGCAGACAUGGUGGCUGCUGCUGACACUAUAACUCAAGACUCUGAACAGUAUGUAGAAAAACUUCUAGACCUGUUUCAACGAUUUAGUAAAUUGGUAACGGAAGCAUUUAACGAAGAUCCACGGUUCCUUACGGCGAGAGACAAGGCCUAUAAACAGGUUGUCAAUGAUACACAAGUCUUCAAAUUAGAAUUACCAAGUAAAACGAAAGGAAUUGGCAACAAGACCCAGCCUGAAUCCAAGUGUCCAGAGCUACUGGCGAACUACUGUGAUAUGCUGCUCAGAAAGACUCCGCUCAGCAAAAAGCUCACCGCAGAUGAGAUUGAGAGCAAGUUAAAAGAUGUGUUGCUGGUGCUAAAGUAUGUGAGCAACAAGGAUGUCUUCAUGCGGUACCAUAAGGCUCAUCUUACUCGUCGCCUCAUUCUGGACACCUCUGCAGACUCGGAGAAGGAGGAAAAUAUGGUGGAAUGGCUACGAGAGGUUGGCAUGCCUGCAGACUAUGUCAACAAGCUGGCAAGAAUGUUUCAAGAUAUCAAAGUAUCAGAAGAUCUCAAUCAACAGUUCAAGGAGACUAUUAGAACGACUACCAAGUCUAGUGUAGCAGAUAAUUUGAAUAUAAAAAUAUUAAAUGCGGGAGCAUGGGCAAGAGGAAGUGAUCGAGUAGCAGUAAGCUUACCCAUGGAGCUGGAGGACUUCAUCCCUGAGGUUGAAGACUUCUACCGCAAGAAGCACUCGGGUCGCAAACUUCAAUGGCAUCAUCACAUGUCCAAUGGCACAAUAACAUUUUCGAACAACAUGGGAAGAUUUGACCUGGAUGUCACAACGUUCCAAAUGGCUGUUAUGUUCGCAUGGAAUCAACGGACACAUGACAAGAUUUCUUUUGACAACCUUCGGCUUGCGACCGAGUUGCCAGAUCCUGAAUUGCGACGGACACUAUGGUCUUUGGUAGCAUUUCCCAAAAUGAAGCGUCAAGUUCUCAGUAUGUCUGGGGAGGUGACCUCACCAAAAGAAUUCACAGAAAACACACUCUUCUGGGUUAACCAGGAAUUUGCCCCUAUUAAAAAUGGGAAGCCUCAGAAACGGGGGAAAGUUAACCUCAUUGGGCGACUGCAACUUAGUACAGAGAAGAGUAAAGAGGAGGACAACGAGGGCAUCGUGCAGUUGAGAAUACUUCGCACCCAGGAGGCAAUAGUGAAGAUACUGAAAAUGAGGAAGAGGAUCUCUAAUGCACAGCUGCAGACAGAGCUGGUGGAGAUGCUCAAAAACAUGUUCCUACCUAGUAAGAAACUAAUUAAGGAGCAACUUGAAUGGCUCAUUGAACACAAGUACAUGAAACGUGAUGAUGAUAAUAUCAACAUAUUCAUAUACAUGGCUUAGCCGGAAAAUAAUAGUAAUAAGAAGCCAUAUCAGAGGAAAACCGUCUACGAGUGCAACCUCCCGGCACAUCUUGCAGCUGUACAUAUAUCCGAGUCUCUUGUGGCCAAGUGGUUGUUGCAAUGGCUGCUGCCUGCUUACUGUCUGGUGGCUGUUACUGUAUAAAUAAUAGUUUAUUAAGAGUCUUCAUCCUUCUUGGCCAGAUAGUUAAAUAUUUGUUUCUUCUAUCAAGCAAGCAGCAAGUCGUGGGGUUCGUGAGUAUUGUGUGGCUUGUACAGGCAUGGGCUGACAGUCGAGACAGUAACACGAGCCAAGUUCAGGAGUGCUGCCGUUUGCUCGACUAGUAACAGAUCAACAUUUAAAAGGAAUACAAUGAAUAUUUACCAAAAUAUUUUGUUAAUGUUUUAUUGCCAUGAAUUUCCCAGUUCAGGCAUUCUAAGACCAGAUAGCUAAACAACUUUAUUUCUGUUUUCCACACAAAAGUAUAGGAUUUCCAAACCUAUCUAACUCAAAUAUAAGCUUGGAAACGUCCUACUUUAAGAUGCUCUGAUAGUCAAGAUGAGUUAAGUACUUGUUAUUCUGCCAGAUUAACUGAGCCUUGAAACUGUUAGAUAUGAGAGAUAAUAUCAGUUCGUGUUAUCAUGAGAUACAGUUUGUUUGAAGAAAAGAGAUUUUCCUUGGAGAUGCAGGUUUAUCAGUCAGUUUUAGUACUUACUACUUUUAAUAAUUAACUGAAUUGUUAUAUUUAUUUAAUUAUUACAAUUCACAUGACUUGAAGUCUCUUCGGCUGAGGUUCAUGAAGCAUGUGAAUGAACCAGGGCAAAGGUAUGGGACAAAAGCUCAAUCAAAAUGGCAGCCGACUUCAUUGUGAUUGCCAGCUCUGCAUACACAUGACUAUUGAGCCCUCACUUGUGCUUGCAGCAUUCUGCAGGUCCUCAGGUAGCUCAGAGAUUAAUACAGUGUGUGGCUAACUUGUGAUACAAAUACAUAUAUAUUCUGUAAAUAAAGUAAAUCUUAAUAUUAAAGGUAGUAUUUCCGAGCUGGGUUGUAUUGUUUUUACUGUGAAGAUCCUAGUUGUUGCUUUUUUGUAAUUUGCAAAAUAAUACUUUUUAUAGUAUCCUUUUUUUGUUUUUUAUCAAGGCAAUGUGCUGAAUUGCUAUUGAAACUAAAUUAUAAUGAAAGCCAAAAAAGUGCAUGGUGAAUGUAUUAAAUACCUGUAUGAAAUAACAUGACGUAUAAGGUAUUAAGACCAACUCUCCAGACAGAGAGACUCACUCUACCCUGCCUCACUGUUCAAGAACCCAUGUUAAUAGGUUUAUCUUGUCUCAUGCCAGACGUUACAAGUCAUUCUUCUCAUGAAUUUAUCAUUUUUGUGUAUAAUGAAGAUGGUGUAUAUAGCAAGUGCAAAAUAAAAACGUGCUGGUGGUACAGCGUGCUGUAGCAGUGGCGAGAUGGUGAUUAAUGGUUUGUGGAUUACUAGCUUGCAUUUAUUGCCAGUGUUUGUGUUUCCUGGGCAAGCAUUAUGAUGUAAACACUGGUCUUCAUCUAGUGCCUCACGCAUGCUUUACAAAUUCUUGUUAGAUAUACAGUAUAUAAAAUAUUCAUUGAUGUUUUAAUGCCAAAAGCAUUUUUAUUUAUAUUACAAAAUUUCAUUGAUAAAUAGAUUUAAAUUAUAAUGCAUAGUUACAUGGAUAAAUGCUUGUCAAGAAGUUCCAUUUUGACUUAAUUGUUAUUCUUGUAUAUAAUUGACAUAUAAGAAGUUUAAUUAUGAUAUCUUUGUUAAUGUAAAAAUUUCAAUUUACCUGUACAGAUGUACCAUCCAUCAAACAUUUCCCAAAGCAUUUAAACCUAUUUUAAAAUUUCUCAUGCUUUAAAAAUUUGCAUUCUGCCAAAUUGUUUAAGUGUUUGCCUUGAUUAGACAAGCUUCCUAAGACAAAGAUGAAAAAUGCAAACUAGCCAAGUAGUAGCCAUUGUCAUAUCACCAUGAAAAUCGCCUUAUAUGUGUCCUUGGCACACUCAUAAUGUACAUAUUAUUAUGAUAAAAUAUUACUAAUCUAUAAUAAUGUCACCUGUCCAGAAAGGCAAAAUAUUAUGAAAAUCAUAGUAAUUUUUACUGGUAUGUUAUGUGACAUGUUGAACAACCAGGAUGGGGCAGCAUCGUGUGUCCCUGUGUGGUCUCCAUACACACCCUUGUUUUGUCUCCUCAUUGUGAAUUAUCAUCUUGUAUCAAGUUACACUUUGUUGAGGUCACAGAUGUAGAUUGAUCGUGUAUGGUAUGGUAGAGUAGAAGUGUUAUUUUCAUUGGAGUGUGACUGAACAUGUUUUGUUUUAUGCAGAAGUCUUGAUAUGCUAGUCUUUUUGAUGAUAAUGAACUAAUUAUACCU
Molecule: messenger RNA, 5020 nt
Organism: Procambarus clarkii (red swamp crayfish)
Lineage: Eukaryota; Metazoa; Arthropoda; Malacostraca; Decapoda; Cambaridae
Gene: Cul5
Product: cullin 5
Biological process (GO): protein ubiquitination; SCF-dependent proteasomal ubiquitin-dependent protein catabolic process
Cellular component (GO): SCF ubiquitin ligase complex; Cul5-RING ubiquitin ligase complex
Molecular function (GO): ubiquitin protein ligase binding; protein-macromolecule adaptor activity
Source: RefSeq, a predicted model, not a curated record